This is a messenger RNA of Scheffersomyces amazonensis, 342 nucleotides long. It is a transcript of the gene CBF1, whose product is annotated as Cbf1p. Gene Ontology annotation, molecular function: DNA-binding transcription factor activity; protein dimerization activity. The transcript has a single exon. The annotation marks the transcript as partial. NCBI's taxonomy places the organism in Eukaryota, Fungi, Ascomycota, Pichiomycetes, Serinales, Debaryomycetaceae. Gene Ontology annotation, cellular component: nucleus. The record is from RefSeq and is a predicted model, not a curated record.
ACUAGUAAUAAACCACAACAUGGUAGCGACGAAUGGCAUAAACAAAGAAGAGAAAAUCAUAAAGAAGUUGAAAGAAGAAGAAGAGAAUCAAUUAAUUUAGGAAUUAAAGAAUUGGCUACAUUAAUUCCAACUCAAGAUACUAAUAAAGCACAAAUUUUACAAAGAGCUGUUGAAUAUAUAAAAAGAUUAAAGGAAAAUGAAAAUAAUAAUAUUGAAAAAUGGACUUUAGAGAAAUUAUUAACUGAACAAGCUGUUAGUGAUUUAAGUUCCUCCAAUGAAAAAUUAAAGUCUGAAUUAGAGAGAGCAUAUAAAGAGAUUGAGCAAUGGAAAUCAAUUGCGAGA